GGUCAUUAUAAACCAUGCUCUGUUACCAACCAAAAACUUUUCUUGAAUCCAUAAAUCCAUUGUUUUACAUCAACUUUUUGAUGGGAAUGGUCACUCUUCCGCGACGAAAUCGAGGUUGUUUGUUACAUUCGUUAGCAAUUUUCUUUACAAUUUCGGUGAACUUUGGAAAUGUGGUGUCGACUUACAUUGGCAGUCGGGACUUGAUAGAGGCUGCGCGUGAUGGGAUGUUUGUGUCCUCAUUGAACAUAGCUGUAAAUUCGUUCAUUGUAGUGAUUUUGACAAAUUCUUUUCAUACUAUGAUCGCUCCAGUCUUGGUCGGCCUCCAAAAUAAAGCACUGACAGAAUAUUCCCACCUGAUACUAAUAUUGGAUGAGAAAUUUAAGAUGAUCUUUGGAGUUGAAGUUCAGAAAGAACAUCGGCGACGCUUUGUCCGUUUGUGUUUCCAAAUUGCAGGGAUCAAGCUUAUUACAUUUUGUGUAGGCCUUGUGAACGGCAAUAUGCUCCUUGAGGAUGGAAUUUCAGUGAGUAAUUCCAUCAUUAUAAAAACCAUGUUCCAACCGAUAUCUGUUAUCAUCAUAUUGAACUUGAACUUUUGGACUCUGCUAGGAUAUGUUGGAGAAAAAUUGCGAGAUUUGAAUGUUGGUUUGUUGCGACUAACAGAGUCAACAACUUGUUUUUAUCCCAGAGGGAAUGAGCAGAUCGACAUAUCUAGCAAUGUUGCAGCAUUGGAAUCUCCAAUAUGGGAUGUAGAAAAUUUGAUGAAUGAUAAACGCUACUUCCUGAAAGAAAUUAGGUCAGUAGUUUGUGUUGCAAGUUUUACUAAUGUGACUUACCGGUACUGGGGAGCUUUGGUAAAAUGCAGAAAAGUUCAUUUGGAACUCUGCAAGCUGUCCCAAGAAAUCAACAAUUGUUUUGGGGUGCAAAAUCUUCUGGCAGCAGGAACAUCGUUUGUCAUAGUAACGGGAUUAUUGUAUACGAUUUACGCAGCCCUAGCAUUUCCACGAUCUUCAAUUCCCAAUCUAACUACUUUUCUGGUUGUCGUAUGUCUUUGGAUAAAAAUUUACUCCCUCAGAAUUUGGAUGAUUACACACAUCUGCUGGAGUGUUAACAAUGAGGCUGAAAGAACUGGAGCAAUCAUUUAUGGUUUUUUAAAAGUAAACCAUGAUUACCAGCUUAGGCAAGAGAUGAAGAACUUCUCACUGCAAGUGGUACAGUUCUCCAUACGUUUCAAUGCUUGUGGAUUCAUCCCUCUAGAUCACACGUUGAUCCAGGGAGUGAGUGAAUUUAUUGUUCGUGUCAUAAUCAUUGAACAUUUUAGACUGUUUCUGUAUUGUUCGAUAAUUACAGGUGAUCGCAUCUAUAACAACUUACCUAGUGAUCCUUAUUCAGAUGAGUUCCAUACCCAGCAACAUUUCCCACCUCACCUCUAAUUCUUCAGCCAAUCAUACCAGCGUUUGAAUUGUGACAAAAUACAAACGAAUGGCAACAGCAAGAUACUCUGAUACCAUGGAUCGUCACUUUUGAGGUAGUGAAAAUAGUAGCGUAGUUGACAUAGAUUACAAGUACUUUAUCUUUUGCAAAGGCAUACUCAUAUAGUAAAUGUAUAUAUAAAAAAAAGACCUAUGAUGGUUGAUUAA
This is a messenger RNA of Athalia rosae (coleseed sawfly), 1637 nucleotides long. RefSeq lists its product as uncharacterized. The transcript has 6 exons. Gene Ontology annotation, cellular component: axon; neuronal cell body; dendrite. The coding region runs from base 15 to 1430 and encodes 471 amino acids. Lineage: Eukaryota; Metazoa; Arthropoda; Insecta; Hymenoptera; Athaliidae. The record is from RefSeq and is a predicted model, not a curated record. Gene Ontology annotation, biological process: sensory perception of taste.